Molecule: messenger RNA, 775 nt
Organism: Pyrus x bretschneideri (Chinese white pear)
Lineage: Eukaryota; Viridiplantae; Streptophyta; Magnoliopsida; Rosales; Rosaceae
Product: 17.6 kDa class I heat shock protein
Exons: 1
Coding region: 111-563 (150 amino acids)
Biological process (GO): response to salt stress; response to hydrogen peroxide; response to heat
Source: RefSeq, a predicted model, not a curated record
CAAUCCACGUUGUCAGUACACAAAACCGCCAACAAGCACUCUCAGCUCCUACUUCCGCAACCAACCUCAAAGUUCCUCACUUUCCUCUCCUACUUGUUUUCCAGACAAAGAUGUCGAUCGUCCCAAUCAACGAGCGACGAGGCAGCGACGACUUCGACAAUCUCUCAUCGGCCCUCGACCUGUGGGACCCAUUCACGGAUUUCCCAUUCCGAGCAUUUCCAUUCCAUUCCCCAAUCUCCAACGUUCUCCGGGAAUUCAAUCCGUUUGCUUCCGUGAACUCCCGGCUCGACUGGAGAGAGACCCGAAACGCCCACGUCCUGACCGCGGCGCUGCCGGCGUUUGCCAACGAGGAAGUGCUCGUUUCGCUUGAGGACGAGCGAGUGCUCCAGAUCAGCACCGACAGCGGCAGCUUCACGACGAGGAUGAAGCUGCCGGACGACGCCAGGAUCGAGGAGCUCAAGGCGUUCAUGAGCAAUGGAGUGCUCACUGUGACUGUUCCUAAGUUGGCGGCCGCCGGCGGCGGGCGCGAUGUCAGGGUUAUUGAAAUUUCCGGCGAUGAUUGAAGCGAUCGGGUGCACUUUCUGGUAUAAUGGGUAACCUCGUUCUGUGUCGGAAUGUGAAAAGUUUGUGUCUUUGUGUGAUUGAAAUGUACGACGUAGGUGUGUGUUUGUGAUGCUUUUAGCUGAAAUUAAUGUAAUAUUUAGUGUGGAACUUGAUGUUAUGUCAUCUACUAUGUAUUUUUUUGCUUGUUAAUAAAAUUCACUCCUACUGUCUA